CCACUCUAAGCAAACAUCCAACAUACGCAAACCUGCCACAGACUGACUGCCUUCACAGCUCUACUGAACUUGGCGCACACUGCAGCUCUCCUAUUCUAGGAGGAGGAGGAAGAAAGAAACCGUGCACAUCUCUGUGGGAGAGCUCCAACCGAGACCUGCCCUCAGUCUUAGAGUGGCGCUGAUAUACAAACACAUUCACACAGCCCAUUCACACACACAAACAGCACACACACACACACACACACACACAGCCACACGCGCAGGAGCAAACAGUAUCUCUCCCUUUCUCUCUGUCGAGCUCACCCACCCUUCCUCUACCUCGCUUCUACACACAUACACACACACACACACACCACUACAGUAUAUCAGCUCACGACUAGAGGAGAGACGGAGGGGAGAGCAGAAAUGAAUGUGAAGAUCCUGACGCUGGUGAUUGUGCUGCUGCUUUCUCUGCUGUGUUCAGCCCGUGCUGGUCCAGUGACCUCCACCGAGCAUAGCAAGGAGCUGGAGGAGGUGGGUAGCAUGAGGACUCCUGUGCGUCAGAACCCUGCCCGAGCUGGCCGGAACCAAAGACCCUCCGGCUGGAGGAGGAGGCGCCCUCGACCCCGUCUGUCCCACAAGGGGCCCAUGCCAUUUUAGAUCAAGGCACUGCUUCGAGCGCCCACCCCUUUGGUUCUGAUUUCAAUGCUCUUCCUUUGUCUUAGGGAGGGCCCUGUAACAAGGGGUCUUUCCAGCCCAGCCUGAAGAGUGAUGUCCAUAGCACCUGCUGGUUCUUCAAGAAACUCUUCUUCUGUCCACAAAAUACCAGGACAAGCCACUCACCCUCAGCUCUAUGAAGAAUUGUGGGCCAGGAAUGGGGUGGGGGGGAUAUAGAGCACGAGCUAUCAGAUUCUAUUUCUGUCUGUCCAUCUCUUUCUCUCUCUCUCUCUCUCUCUCUCUCUCUUUCUCUCUCUCUCUCUCUCUCUCUCCUCCAGUGUUUUUUCCUCAUUAGCUUUCUAAAGCCUUUUCAUUGCCACACUUUGCAUGACGUGUGAGCACUGAGAAGCCUGGUCCAAAACAAUCUUCAUGCAACAGUGUCAGUUUUUUCUUCGAGGUGUGCUACCCCAUUCUCUGCUGUGUAAAGAUGCCCUUUGUUCCAGUGCUGUGUUGUGGCAAAUUCUGGUGUGAACAAAUGUCAUAUGGGAGGGAAGUGACAGGGAUGUGAAGGUAAAGGCACUAUUGAAAACUUCAUCUCUUUUAUCCACUUCCAUCUUUUGACAAAGGUAACAAUGCUCCAAUUCAUUUUACCUUAUGUCUGAUAAAAGUAGCUACAACACGUUAUUUGAUUUUAUUUAGCUACCACUUCUGAUUAUAUAAUUACCUCUGAAUUGUGUUGCUUUGCAUUAAAAGACUAUCAUCAGGUGUCAAGUAAACAAACAAACAAAAAUCUAUGGUAUAUGGAUUGAUUGCAUUUCAUCAUUUUUGUACUUACACAACCAUUAUUAGGGAUUAUUGUUCUUAAAAGUUUUGCUAUCCAAAGCGUAUUAUGCAUUACCCUAUAGGCACCCAACAUCACAAGGUUCAAGCCGACAGUGUCUCCUUAUAGGAUUGCACUACUUUACUAACCAUGUGUCAUGUCUGUCGUCCACCCCCACUCUUCACCUCGCCACAGCAGACAUACAUGACUGUUAACUGGCUGGGACGGCCUGCCCUGCUCAGCAAACCACCUCUCCUUUUAUUGAAGUGCCAAAUAGUAAAUCUAAAACGCGAUGCUGCCAUGGGAAUGAAAAAAAAAGAGACGAACGAACAUGUUACCUCUUAUUUAAGUCUUGAAACACCUAAGCAUAUGUAUGUACAACACCAUAUUUGUUCUGACAUCCAAUUUAUAAAAACAAUGGUAGCAAAGAAACAUAGUUUAAACAAAUCAGACCAAAAAUCUUUCAAAGCAGACACUUGCAGUGAUAGUCUGAAAAUGCAGUGAUAGUCUGUUUUUCAUACCAACCAGUAGUGCUCUCUUCUCUGACUGCUGUGCUAAAGGCUGAAUUGCCCCCAAGGACAGAGAUAUUUGAUUGACACAACAAUAUGCCUUUCUUUUACACCAUAGUGGAACUUAUUACUUUUUUAAAACUUUGAUUCUGUCUUUGGUUUAAUUUUUUUUUUCUCAGGGUGCUGUGAGAGAAGCCUGUAUUGGAAUUGUCUAUAUUUUGUGCAUUUAUUUAAGAAACACACAUAUAAACAUGCUUACACGUGCACUGUUCAGUACUGAGUACAACAUAUCUAUGUUCUAUAUAUAAAUGUUUAUAUAUAUGAAUGUUUAUAUAUAUAUAUAUAUAUAUAUAUAUAUAUAUAUAUAUAUAUAUAUAUAUAUAUAUAUAUAUAUAUAUAUAUAUAUAUAUAUAUAUAUAUAUCCCUGUCUAUGUAUCCACUGUUAUAGCUAUGUAUUCAGAUUCAGUUUUUGUAAGCCAUUAUCAUUCUCCCUGUUUUGGGAGCGGUUGCCUUUUAGCCUGAGCCUCUUCAGCACAGGUGGCCAUUGCUUUGAUUGCUGUGGUCAUUGAAUCCCAUUCCUAAUCUAUUUCAGAUGGGCCUCACAGGGGGUUAGCUGGAGUCCGAGGCCCUUGUAGUCUGAGCUCGUUGACAAAUUGGCUUAGUUCGUGACCACAUAUACCCUCUUCUUCUGUGGGUUUAUUGUAACCAUGUAACACUCUAUAAUCUAAGAUAACAGAGCAGACAUCGUUCCAUUAACAUCAGGCCCUUAUUUCUUUUGCAACUAUAAUUCAGAGACAUGAAGCUUUUACAAGACUGUUACUCAUAUACAUAAUUGUGUUGCUCAAAUAGCAUGGCUGGUGUUUUUCUUAAAUCAGCAGCUAAUUCCCUCCCCCACCCUCCAAUAAGCCAUUUCUCCAUAUGGAAGUUAAAGAAAAAUCCUCCACCAUCAACGCCUUGCAGCUGGAACAACUCUUAACAAGAUCGUGCCUAAGAACCACAGCAGUAAAACACCCAGCCAAGCUCACCUUGAAGAAAAAAUAAUAGAAUCAUAGGGUACUGCGAUUACAAAUAUUUCCAGUCUCACUAUUAUUAUUUCAUACGUUCUCAGACAGAGAUAUAGACAGAGAUGUUUCAUAAAUGCUCCUUCAAAUGAGACAUGCUUGUCUCACACGUUAGCAGGGCAGAAUAUCUGAGUAGAUGAGUAAGUUACCCCAGGUCUGUUGUGAUACAGUAAAUGGUAUGAAAGCAAAGAGACAAGGUUAGAAUCACUCAUAUCUGUUCCUAACAGAGGUGCAGGAUAAUUUCAGCAUCCACAAUGUUCUUCAUGAAUGUAUCUAUAACAUCUGCACCAGCUGAGCUACCCCAUUCACAGAGUGAAGUAAAGCGGUGUUUCAGCACAAUUCAAGCCUUGUAUCUGUAAUAAAUAAAUAAAUAAAUAAAUAAAUAAAAAUACCCCCAUCACUGUUAUAUAACACAACUCCUUAGUGAUGGCUAUCUGUUGGAUUGUCCAAAGACAAACCCAUCACCAACAUCCAAAGCCUGGUAUAGAAGAGACCCCUAGCGGAUUUGCUCCAGCACCUUUCUGUAUGGGCAUGCAAGGCUGCACUUUUGCAAUUCCAUUAUGCUGCUGGAAAAAUAUAUCCCGAACACACUUUCUCUUGGCAUGUAAUGAUUUUCCAGUGUAUUGUGACAAUUUUAUUGACUGAUUCUUGUCUAGCUGGUUGUCCAAAGCUUACUUUUGAAUACAGUGUGGAAAGCUGUAUUUUAUGUCUGUGCGCGUGUGUGGUCAUAUUUAAAAAAAACAAAAACAAACAAACAAACAAAAAAAAAACACACAAAAAAAAACAACAACACAACCUUACAGAGAAUUACUCUACCACACAAUGUGUUGUGGACACACGAGAGCUUUCACACCUUUCUCUCCUGCCUGGUGCAGCCUGAGCCACCUAUCAGCAUAUCAGGCUAAUGAAGCUUGUGGUGAAAAGAGAACAAAUGCUGCCAGACUCAAACCAGUACUUUAAUGUUGGAGAAUUGUCUUUUCAGUUCACAUAAAAGAAACCUCUGCCCAGUUCCUCAUGUGUUUCUGCCCAGAUUCACUCCACUGUUAUCUUACAAUGCUUGAGUUAUAUUCCUAUGCACUUCAAGGCAUGUUCCACUGGUUUGUUCACAGAGAUGCUGUUUAGGCUCAGAUCAUGUUUGCUAUAGAAAUGUGCAUUUGCCUGUUAUGUGUAGGAAGAAAAGGAGUUGCGUGAAUGUUUGUAUAUGAAGAGAGCUGUGGCAAGUGAAAUUCAGACACUCUAGUCUCUAAGACAUGAGUUUUUAAUAGACAGAAGGAAACCUCAAAAGACUGCAGGCAGUACUUAAUUCUUUUGCCUUAGUGUCAUAAAUGCAUUUUUCCACUCUCCUAUCAGCUGUCUCACACUUGACCAAGUGAGGCAAAAGAAAAUGACCGACAAGCAACACAUUUGAUUGCUUGCUUUUGAUAAACGCACCACUGCGCAUGUGCAAUGUAGAAUCUUAGGGAUCAAAUAGCUGAAAUUCAAUCCCACUUAUUCACACAUGUCCACUAGCUGAGCAAUCAACAGGAUAACUGCAUUUUGAAAUCCCAUGGGUGAGGGGCUGAGAAUAACUUGAUUUUCCGCAUAGCUUCUAAUGAAACUUCACACCCAGACAAAAGCAAGCUCCAUGUGAAUAUAUCUCUUCAUAAACAUGGCCAGUUUGUUCAGCACACCAUAUAUAUAUAUAUAUAUAUAUAUAUAUAUAUAUAUAUAUAUAUAUAUAUAUAUAUAUAUAUAUAUAUAUAUAUAUAUAUAUAUAUAUAUAUUCUGAGGAUACCUGUAUAGCCCACAGCCAGCUAUGGAUUAUCAACAGUAUUACUAGGCCAUGUGGAAAACACAGUAAAAACAAGGUAUUAAAUCCUCAUCUUUCUUGUUCAAGGUGUGUGCUCAUAGAACUCACCAGGCCAAAUGUACAGUGUCUCUGUCUCUGUUUUGAUGUUAAACUGGGCAAAAAAAAAACAAUUUAAUAAAUAAAUGAAUAAAUAAAGUGUAUCAGAAAUGGUUGAAAUACUGUGUACAUAUUUGAGCAUUUGGGUUCUAAUUUAUAAAAGAUAAGCUUUAGCUCUUGGAGUACUUAUUUUAUUUUUCUUUUCAUGCGUAGCUUUGUGUUUUUAUUUUCUAUUUCUGUAAAGUGUGUAAAUAUAUCUUUAUGAUAAUAAGUAAUAUUAAAAAUAUUAUUUUAAGAAA
Ictalurus punctatus (channel catfish) is the source of this 5210-nucleotide messenger RNA. RefSeq names its product apelin (gene apln). NCBI's taxonomy places the organism in Eukaryota, Metazoa, Chordata, Actinopteri, Siluriformes, Ictaluridae. Gene Ontology annotation, molecular function: hormone activity; apelin receptor binding. The record is from RefSeq and is a predicted model, not a curated record. Gene Ontology annotation, biological process: signal transduction. The coding region runs from base 406 to 639 and encodes 77 amino acids. The transcript has 3 exons.